Messenger RNA from Diaporthe amygdali, 1515 nucleotides. RefSeq lists its product as uncharacterized. The record is from RefSeq and is a predicted model, not a curated record. NCBI's taxonomy places the organism in Eukaryota, Fungi, Ascomycota, Sordariomycetes, Diaporthales, Diaporthaceae. Gene Ontology annotation, cellular component: mitochondrial inner membrane. Gene Ontology annotation, biological process: mitochondrial respiratory chain complex III assembly; protein insertion into mitochondrial inner membrane from matrix. The coding region runs from base 1 to 1515 and encodes 504 amino acids. The transcript has a single exon. Gene Ontology annotation, molecular function: ATP hydrolysis activity; ATP binding.
AUGGCGCAGCCGUUCCACGCCGGAGGCGCCGUCCCGGCUUUCAGACUUGCUGAGCCGUCAAUGCAAGGUCUCUUGGGUGCAGUCACUGCCUACUGGCCGUCUCUCUCUCAUCUGGAUAUCACUCGUCUCGGGUCACUCAUAGCUAUCGCUGGCGUCAUCCCUGCAGCCUGGCGACUGCUUCACGGCGCUUGGCGCGAGACGUAUAGCUGGAUCAAACAAUUCUUUGUUGCCUCUGUUACAAUUCCUGGCCGAGACCCCUUGAACAAAAAUGUUGUCAGCUGGGUAUUGGCUCAUGUCAUCCAACCUCGAAAUAAUACGCGUUUCUUCACCGCUCGGACGGAAAUUAGAGACAGGCUUGGUCGAGGAGAUGCAUCGGAGACUGCGUCGCUGAAGAAGACGCAAAGACAGGUCCAGUACUUGCCACAUUUUGAGACGGUUUGGUUCUGGCAGGAUGGGCAGGUUUUCAUCAUACAUCGCUCCCUCGAAAGCUUCAACGCCUCCAUGUGCGACCCAGGGUACGACGGAAUCGGAGGCGAGGAUCUCACAAUAAGCUGCCUUGGUCGAUCUGCGGAACCCAUUCGCUCCCUGGUCCAGACUUGUCGCGACUUCGCAGAUCAACAGACACAGUACUUUGUAAUGAUCUACUCACGAGACCGCUAUGGUAUUUCCUGGCAGCCCAAGUCCAGAAAGCCCAUCCGGCUACUGGAGACGGUGCACUUCGACGAGGACGUUAAGAAAAGCCUACUGGCCGACAUCCGGAAAUAUCUCGACCCUGAAACACAGAAGCGCUAUCAAGGCAGGAGCAUGCCAUACCGAAGAGGCUACCUCUUCUAUGGCCCCCCAGGCACCGGCAAAUCGUCCCUAUCCACCGCGCUGGCAGGCGAGUUUGGCCUCGACCUCUAUGAGGUGAAAAUUCCCAGCGUCGCCUCCGACGCCGACCUCGAGCAAAUGUUCCAGGAGAUUCCGCCUCAGUGUAUAGUGCUGCUCGAGGAUAUCGACGCAGUGUGGGCGGCGGACCGCGACCUGCCCGAUAGGGAAGACCGGACGAUCAGUUCCAGCGGCAGCCACAGCCCCAGGUCGAACUGCACGCUCUCUGGACUGCUGAAUGUCCUGGACGGAGUUGGGUCGCAAGAGGGCCGGAUUGUCAUCAUGACCACUAACAAGCCUGAGCUACUCGACCCAGCUUUGGUGCGCCCGGGGAGGGUUGACUUGAAGGUCCACCUGGGGAACAUCAGUCGCAAAUCAGCGGCCGAGAUGUUCAUGAGAAUGUUUGCUUGUGAUGCUAGGGGACCCUCUUCGGACUUGGACAUGGAGGCCCUGCGGCAGCUGGCGGCCGAGUUCUCGAAACACAUUCCUGAGGGCGCGUUCACACCUUCUCAGCUACAAGGCUUUUUCCAGAUUCAUCUGGACAAUGCAAUUGAAGCAGUAUCAAGCGUGUCUACUUGGGUGGCCAAAGAAAUUUCAAAAACUGUUAUAGACGACGACAUCGAGAUUGUUGGACAAGGAAAGGCCUAA